AUGGGAGGAAAUGAAGUUAAAUGUCUAAACUAUGGAAAGUUAGUGAAAUUUAAAUUGAAAAAAUUAGUGAAUUCGAAUGUGACUAUUUACAUGUGUAAAGUAACUGACUAUAUUGUUAUAUUCAAUAUUAUUGAUGCAGUUUCUGACCGAGAUUUUCUACUAGAGUUUCUUUCUGCUAAUGCCAUCACAGUAGUGCAUCUUUCUCGAUUGGGUGAAGAAUGGGUAUUGUGGGCUUUAGAAGAAUUUGGAUUUAUCACUUCAAGCGACUCUGUUUCAACAGGAAGCAGCAUAAUGCCUCAGAAAAAGAAUCCAGACCCAAUGGAACUUGUUCGUGGUAAGUCUGGCAGAGUCAUAGGGGGUUUGGUCACUCUUCUAAUAGUGUGCAAAGGACUUCCACAUGCUUACAAUCGCGAUUUGCAGGAAGACGAAGAACCAGUGUUUGACAGUGUUAGAGCUAUUUUGGGAAUGCUUGAAGUCUCAGCAGAAUUUGCAAUGAACAUUACUUUCAGUCGGGAAAGAAUACAGAAGUCUUUACCUGCUGGUUUUCCUGGUGCAACAACACUUGCUGACUAUCUUGUUAAGAAGGUUAAGGUUGGUUUAAGAUGGUCGCAUGUGAAGGACGUGUUUGGUGGUUUGAAAAUGAACGGUUAUUGCAGGAUGAUAUCGCGCCACAUUGAGUUUUAA
Lathyrus oleraceus (garden pea) is the source of this 684-nucleotide messenger RNA. Its product is annotated as argininosuccinate lyase, chloroplastic. The transcript has 4 exons. Lineage: Eukaryota; Viridiplantae; Streptophyta; Magnoliopsida; Fabales; Fabaceae. The record is from RefSeq and is a predicted model, not a curated record. Gene Ontology annotation, molecular function: argininosuccinate lyase activity. Gene Ontology annotation, cellular component: cytosol. The coding region runs from base 1 to 684 and encodes 227 amino acids.